CAUCUCUGCACUUCCAAGUUCCUGCGAUGGAGUCCCUCCUACACUCUUCUGCAAAACUUGUUGCUCAGAGGCUACCAAGACUGAAAAUAAAAAGUGGGUUCUUUGGAAACCAAUGCCCUUUCUUCAAAUUUCCUCGGGAAAACUCUCACCUGGUUCGUAGAAAGCUUUUGAUUGUGGAGGCAAAGAAGAACAAAAGCAAUGAUAAUGAUAAGCAAGAUGCUCACAGUUUCAUCCCCAAACAAGAUGAGACCACUGGGUUUUUCCCUGAAGCUGUUCUCCUUAAAGAGAAGAAAGUUCAGGAAGAUGGUAGACUUCUCCCGGAGUUUGCUGAUGAAGAAGAACAAGAAUUGUAUGAAUCCCUCAACCUUCAGCUGCAAAGCGCGUUGAAUGUCGAACGCAUGCGACACUACGAGGUUGUUUACUUAAUUCACGAUAAGCAUGAUGAAGAGGUUGAAAAAGUCAAUGAGAAAAUUCAAGAUUUCUUGAGGGAGAAGAAAGGCAGGGUAUGGAGAUUGAAUGAUUGGGGUCUUCGGAGACUAGCGUACAAGAUAAAGAAGGCUAAGAAUGCCCACUACAUCUUGAUGAACUUUGAGUUGGAAGCUAGAUGGAUCAAUGACUUUAAGUCCAUGUUAGACCAAGAUGAAAGAGUCAUUCGACAUCUGGUGAUAAAAAGAGACGUGGCAAUCACCGAGGAUUGUCCACCUCCACCCGAGUGGCACACUCUUCGUGCAGGUGGAGAUGAUGAAGAUGAAGUUGAAGAUGGAGAUGAAGAUGAAGAUUAUGAUGAUGAGUAUGAAGUUGAAGAUGAAGAUGAUGAAGACCUUGAGGAGGAUUGGGAUGGAGAGGAUGACAACGAUGCCAUUAUUGCCGAGGAAGAUGAUUUAUUUGCUGAAGAAGAUGAUUACAUAGAAGAUUCGAAUCGCAGAAAAUCAGCGAGUGUCGGUAAUACUGGUAGAACAAAUCUUAAAGCUAAGCAAGUUGCUAAAUAGGUAACCUCCUUCUGAAUGUAUUCAGGUUUGUAUUGUAUGGUUAUCAGAUUUCAUGACUGUUAGGUAUUAAACGAAGAUAUUAUAAUUUUGUUAAUUGUUAUGAACAAUGGAAUCAUCUACAAAACCUCAAGAGCAACACUUUUAAUGG
Messenger RNA from Hibiscus syriacus, 1137 nucleotides. RefSeq names its product acidic leucine-rich nuclear phosphoprotein 32 family member A-like. Lineage: Eukaryota; Viridiplantae; Streptophyta; Magnoliopsida; Malvales; Malvaceae. Gene Ontology annotation, biological process: translation. Gene Ontology annotation, cellular component: cytosolic small ribosomal subunit; ribosome. The record is from RefSeq and is a predicted model, not a curated record. Bases 27 to 989 code for a protein of 320 amino acids. The transcript has 5 exons. Gene Ontology annotation, molecular function: structural constituent of ribosome; small ribosomal subunit rRNA binding.